Raphanus sativus (radish) is the source of this 786-nucleotide messenger RNA. Its product is annotated as 40S ribosomal protein S14-2. Gene Ontology annotation, cellular component: ribosome; cytosolic small ribosomal subunit. NCBI's taxonomy places the organism in Eukaryota, Viridiplantae, Streptophyta, Magnoliopsida, Brassicales, Brassicaceae. The coding region runs from base 141 to 593 and encodes 150 amino acids. Gene Ontology annotation, molecular function: mRNA 5'-UTR binding; small ribosomal subunit rRNA binding; structural constituent of ribosome. The record is from RefSeq and is a predicted model, not a curated record. The transcript is spliced from 6 exons. Gene Ontology annotation, biological process: translation; ribosomal small subunit assembly; maturation of SSU-rRNA from tricistronic rRNA transcript (SSU-rRNA, 5.8S rRNA, LSU-rRNA).
AUUACGUCAAUUGCAAGAGUGUGUUACAAUGUAACCCUAAUAUAUAAAUCAGAUUUGUAUCUCUGAGUUGUUGUCUUCUUCCAGAGAACCCCCAUCCAAAAAAGCCCGAGCAUUUUGUCUCUUCUCAUCCAUCGGUGAACAUGUCGAGGAGAAAGACCAGAGAGCCCAAGGAGGAAACAGUGACUCUAGGACCUGCUGUUCGUGACGGAGAGCAAGUGUUCGGUGUUGUUCACAUCUUUGCUUCUUUCAACGACACUUUCAUUCAUGUUACUGAUCUGUCGGGAAGAGAAACUCUCGUCCGUAUCACCGGUGGGAUGAAGGUGAAGGCUGACCGUGAUGAAUCCUCUCCUUACGCUGCUAUGCUUGCCGCUCAAGAUGUUGCUCAAAGAUGCAAGGAGCUUGGCAUCACAGCCAUGCACGUGAAGCUCCGUGCCACUGGAGGAAACAAAACCAAGACUCCAGGCCCUGGUGCUCAGUCUGCUCUCAGAGCCCUUGCUCGUUCUGGCAUGAAGAUUGGUCGUAUUGAGGACGUUACUCCAAUUCCCACCGACAGUACACGUAGAAAGGGUGGACGAAGAGGAAGAAGACUCUGAUUGCCCUAUGAGAGCCUCAUGAUCGUUCAGCUGUGUGCCCUGGACUCGUGUAGUUUCUUGGGUACACGCUUUGAAGUUAGUUUUGUCUCUCCAUUUCAUCUUGUCAAGUUUGGUUCGAAAACUUGCAUCUUUCUUGAGCAUUGUAAAACAUUUAUACAUUUGGAGUUAUUUUGCAUUUUCUUUCUUUAUUUUA